Messenger RNA from Boleophthalmus pectinirostris (great blue-spotted mudskipper), 1977 nucleotides. It is a transcript of the gene hinfp, whose product is annotated as histone H4 transcription factor. Gene Ontology annotation, molecular function: DNA-binding transcription factor activity, RNA polymerase II-specific; RNA polymerase II cis-regulatory region sequence-specific DNA binding. NCBI's taxonomy places the organism in Eukaryota, Metazoa, Chordata, Actinopteri, Gobiiformes, Gobiidae. The transcript is spliced from 9 exons. Bases 240 to 1685 code for a protein of 481 amino acids. Gene Ontology annotation, biological process: regulation of transcription by RNA polymerase II; anatomical structure development. The record is from RefSeq and is a predicted model, not a curated record.
AGGCGGGACCAUUGUAGAUGCACCUUCGUCUGUGCUGUGCAUUGAUCGGCUGUGCUUUAUAAGUGUUUUAUGAUGUCUUUAUUAAAUAAAUAUACAGCAGCUUUAGUUGCUUGAAACACUGACUUGAAAUGUAAGAGUCAAAUUCGAUCGGAGUCAAAUGGUGCGUUUAUUUUGCAAACACAAGUUAGGCAUCUGUUGGUGUUAGCCUCUGGUCAGUGGUCCAAAGUUAUUUUCGACAAAUGCCGCCGAAAAAACGAAAACGCAAGACAACUCUGAAUUUGGAGUGUGAAUGGAGUUUGUGCCAAGAAGUCUACCAUGAAAUCGAGGCUUUUUGUAAACACGUCGAGGAACAUUUGAAUACUUUGUCCAUCACAGAAGAGGAAGCAGAGGAAGCAGAGGGAGUGCACAGUUGUCUUUGGAGGGAGUGUGGUUUCUGCUCUUCUGAUGGUCCUGAGGAGUUGAGGAGACAUGUAUUUUUUCACUGUUUCCAUACUAAACUAAAGCAGCUGGGUCAGCAAGUACUUGAGUCCCAACCUGAGCUUAACAAAUGCACUAUUGGUAUUGGAAGAAACAUAAUUCCUGAAAUUCCUGACAAUUUUGUGUGUCUUUGGGAACAUUGCGAGCAACGGCCAUUUGAAAAUCCAGAAUGGUUUUAUCGUCACGUUGAGAUGCAUAGUUUGUGUAUUGAUGUUCCAGCAGGAGACUGUGACUUUUCAUUACGCUGUGGAUGGAAAGAUUGUGAUGCUACUGUUAAAGGACGUCCUAAACUGAAAGAGCACCUUCGUAGUCACACCCAAGAGAAGAUAACAGCUUGUCCAGGCUGUGGGGGCAUGUACGCCAGUAAUACCAAGUUAUUUGACCACAUCAUUAGACAGAGUGCUAUGGAAGGUCAGGGCAGAUUUCAGUGCUCUCAUUGCUCCAAACGUUUUGCAACGGAACGACUACUGAGAGAUCACAUGAGAAACCAUGUGAGUCACUACAAAUGUCCAUUGUGUGAUAUGACCUGUCCAACACCAUCAUCCCUGCGUAACCACAUAAAGUAUCGGCAUAGUACAGAAAAGCCCUACAGCUGUGAAUACUGUGAAUACAGCUGCAAGAAUCAAGUGGACCUCCGUAAACACCUGGACAGUCACAGCAGUGAACCAGCAUUUCACUGUGAUGUUUCUGGUUGUGACUUUACAUCUCGUUCACUUUCCACAAUGAAAAUACAUCACAAAAAGGAACAUCAGGGAGACUUUAUGGCCCGUUACAAAUGCCAUGUGUGCGAACAGUGCUUCACCAGAGGUAACAGCUUAACGGUUCAUCUGCAUAAUAAACACCAGUUUAAAUGGCCAUCUGGACAUCCACGUUUCAGGUAUAAAGAGCAUGAAGAUGGCUUUAUGCGUCUGCAGUUGAUUCGAUAUGAAAGUGUGGAGUUGACGGAACAGCUGAUGAGAGAGAAGCAGUGCAGACAGCAGGAGGAUGACAGCAGUCAGGAUGAGGGUCCAGGGCUGGAGCAGGAGGUAUCCGCGGAGCUGCAGGUGGAACUCAGGGGGGUGCUGUUGGAGGAGCAGGGCCCGGAGGAUCAGAGCAGCCCAGAACGGAGCAUGCUCUAUGUCCUCUCUGAAGAUUUAUCAGCUACAGGGGACACUGCUGUCACGCUGCCACUGUCAGACUCCACCCAGGAACCAGGAAUACAAGUUUAACUGCCACAACUACACACAAGUAUAGAACCACACAAAAAUACAAUUUCGAUGGGAGUAGCAAUCUAUCCUUUUUAUGUGCUUCUACAUCUGCUUUGACAAAAGAAUAAAAAGUUAAUGAUUUCACCCUACAUUAGGCGUAAGAUCAAUUGACUAUGUAUUUUUGUUAUUUUGUUAAAUGUGAUGAAAUUCUUGUUGUUUUAUUUAAUAUUGCGAAUGAUAAAUGGCCUCAUGCUUAUUUGAUUAAUUUUGUCACCACCAAUGAAUUAAACACACGUGAAACUACCAUGUACAA